Molecule: messenger RNA, 1211 nt
Organism: Mycotypha africana
Lineage: Eukaryota; Fungi; Mucoromycota; Mucoromycetes; Mucorales; Mycotyphaceae
Product: S-adenosyl-L-methionine-dependent methyltransferase
Exons: 3
Coding region: 96-884 (262 amino acids)
Molecular function (GO): S-adenosylmethionine-dependent methyltransferase activity
Source: RefSeq, a predicted model, not a curated record
CAAAUCUACAAGUUUUCUCUUUUCUUCUUCUUUGCUCCUAUUAUUGCACUCACUGCACUAACACAAGAAUUUAGCUAAUCGAAAAUAUACGAAAAAUGACACGAGAAAUUCAUGCCACUGCUUCUAAAGGUUUCCACCUUCAAGCAGCAAACUACGCUCAGACACGCCCUACUUAUCCGAAAGAAGUCGUUGAAAGAAUCAAAACUUUGAUUCCUAAUUAUCAACGGAGCAACAUUAUUGAUCUAGCCGCCGGCACUGGCAUUAUGACUAGCAUCUUAUACAAUGCGGGCUUUUCUGGAAUCAAAGCUGUCGAGCCUGUUGAGGGUAUGCGCAGUAAAUUAAACGAGCUAUUGCCUCAGGUACCUUGCUUGGAUGGCACUUCUUGGAAAAUGCCCUUUGAGGAUGCUUCACAGGAUGCUAUUAUUGUCGCUCAAGCUUUCCAUUGGUUCGACGACAUACAAUCUUUGAGAGAAUUUCAUCGUGUUUUGAAACCUAAUGGUAUUGUUAUCCUGACAUGGAACAUGGAAAGUCAAGAGAGGGGUGAAUGGGUAGCCAACAUCAGAAGCCUAUAUGAAGUCUACGAUGCUGCCGCACCUCAAUUUCGUAAAAUGUACUGGCGUAAAGUAUUUGAGACUGAAGAAGCCAAAGCUCUAUUUAAGCUUCCCUACACAGAAGAGAUGUACAGGAACGAUUUUGAGGUUCCUAAAGAGAACAUAUGGAAGAGAGUGCUGACUAAAAGCUACAUCUCUAGUCUUGAUAAAGCUGAACAAAAAAAAUUAAAGGUCAAGAUCGAAGAGGCUAUCAAAGAUGUGCCUGUAGAUAAUCAAAAUAGAGUCUUUUAUCCUCAUGAGACAUAUUUCGUUUACUUUCGCAAAAAUGAAUGAGAAUUGAUAUAAAAAAGACUUUCGUACAUAAAAGAUAUAAACUAAAAUAAAGAAAAACUGCAUCGGAAAAAACGUGUAUUUACAAGGAAAGAAAAAGAUACAAUCCACUGAAGAAUGCCAUCAAAAAACAUUACUGCCACCACAUCAUCAACAUGGAUGAGGGCCUUCCAUAGUCGUCAACACAAAGACUGUUAAAUUUCUAACUUUACAAUUGUUGAGGGGCCCCAAGUAUUGUGCCUGGACCUGCAGCAGCAGCAGCUAAAACUUCAUCAGGAGGUAUACAGGCGGUGAUAACUCUUUGUCUGCCUGGAUCCGGAAGUGCAACAU